This is a messenger RNA of Dendrobium catenatum, 2427 nucleotides long. Its product is annotated as probable plastidic glucose transporter 2. Gene Ontology annotation, molecular function: hexose transmembrane transporter activity. Gene Ontology annotation, cellular component: membrane. NCBI's taxonomy places the organism in Eukaryota, Viridiplantae, Streptophyta, Magnoliopsida, Asparagales, Orchidaceae. Gene Ontology annotation, biological process: monosaccharide transmembrane transport. The record is from RefSeq and is a predicted model, not a curated record. The coding region runs from base 687 to 2162 and encodes 491 amino acids. The transcript is spliced from 19 exons.
UAAUUCAAUGUUGAGGUUGCCUUGCUAGCUUGGAAUGGUGUGCCAGAAAUCUUUGGGCUUGCUUUCCUCCCUUCAACCUCAUUCAGGCGUCAUAUGAACUUGAAAACUAAGAUGAAUGCAACAGUUUUUGCAGGUGCCACAAGGUGAUGGUGGAAAGUUUUCCUGUAGUUUUGACAUCAAUGUUUUUGCUGAAGUUCACAAGACGGGGGAUUUGUCUAUUUUGCCUGAUGACUCGAUCAAUUUGCUUUCUAGCACUGUUGAAGAUGCCAACAAGCCAUGCUCGAAUAUCCACUCCAGAUGCUCAGCUUGGAUUGCCUGAGUUGACUCUUGGUGUUGUUAUUCCAGGCUUUGGAGAUGGCGGCGGCUAUUGCUCUUCGCUGAACUGGACAAGUUAUCAUUAAUACUUAUAUUGCGUCCUAAAUAAUUCAUUAAUGGAGACGUCCUUGUUACGAUCCUCUCGCAGGAGGUAAGGAAGCUCGGAUAUCACGUCAGCUGCACGGUGUUGUGUCUCGCCGGACAUCCGGUCCUCGCGCAGGUAUCUGAGAAAAUCAGAUCGAGGUUGGAUACUAAUUUGCUUUCUCCAUUUCUUAUUGGAUUUCUUCGGAUUCGGCGUCUUCUUGUCGGGUUGUUCAGCACUAUUUUUUGGUAGCGGAGGGAUCGGAUUAGAUCGCUUGGAUGAUCGGAGAAUGCGGCCGAAUUUUAACUCCGCCGUUCACAAGCGUUUGUCUUCAAGAGAACUGAUGGAUCCUUUAGAUCGAGAUGAUGAAGAGAGUGCUGCUCGUUUGCUGAGUUCUUCUCCCACUGAAGAAGAAAACGGUAAUCCAUCGUGGAGGCUCUCUCUGCCGCAUGUAUGCGUGGCCACAAUAUCUUCCUUCUUGUUUGGAUACCACUUAGGUGUUGUUAAUGAGCCGCUCGAGAGCAUUUCCAUCGAUCUUGGGUUUACUGGGAACACCUUGGCUGAAGGGUUUGUUGUGAGUAUUUGCCUUGGAGGUGCACUUGUUGGUUGCUUGUUUAGUGGUUGGAUAGCAGAUGGAAUUGGGCGGCGUAGGGCUUUUCAGUUGAGUGCAUUGCCAAUGAUUAUUGGAGCGUUUUUAAGUGCAAGUGCAGGCAAUCUACAAACAAUGCUUCUUGGUAGAUUCUUAGUUGGAACAGGAAUGGGCUUAGGCCCGCCAGUUGCUGCACUCUAUGUGACGGAGGUUUCUCCUUCAUUUAUAAGAGGAACAUAUGGGGGUCUUAUUCAAAUUGCCACUUGUCUUGGACUUAUAGGGGCCCUCCUUGUUGGAAUUGCAGUGAAGGAGGCCGUUGGAGGGUGGAGAAUUUGCUUUUGGGUAUCUGCUGCUCCUGCUGCUUUGCUGGCCAUUUGUAUGGAAUUUUGUGCCGAAAGUCCACACUGGCUUUAUAAGCAUGCUAGAAUUGGUGAGGCGGAAGUUGAAUUUGAAAGGCUUCUUGGAGUUUCCCAUGUGAAAUCAGCAAUAUCUGAGUUGAUACGUUCAGAUAGAGGGGAUGAUGCGGAUGGCGUGAAGUUUUCAGAGUUACUUUAUGGCCGACAUUUCAGGGUUGUUUUUAUUGGAUCAACACUAUUUGCUUUACAACAAUUAUCUGGAAUAAAUGCUGUAUUCUAUUUCUCUUCUGUUGUCUUUAAAAGGGCCAAGGUGCCUUCAAACAUCGCCAACAUAUGCAUAGGGCUGGUAAAUUUGUCAGGUUCAAUAAUUGCAAUGCUUUUGAUGGAUAAGCUGGGAAGAAAGGUGCUACUUUUUGGGAGCUUUGUUGGCAUGGCAGUCGCAAUGGCCCUACAGGCUUCUGCAGCAACCUAUCAAAUUCUAGGUUCUGGUACGCUGUAUCUAUCUGUUGGUGGCAUGUUACUAUUUGUCUUUACAUUUGCACUAGGAGCCGGUCCAGUCCCCGGUCUACUUUUGCCUGAGAUAUUUCCUAACAAAAUCAGAGAGAAGGCUAUGGCUGUAUGCAUGUCUGUGCACUGGGUGGUCAAUUUCUUUGUCGGCUUGUUAUUUUUGCGGUUGUUGGAAUUACUUGGAGCCAAGGUUUUGUACACCAUUUUUGCGUCCUUCUGCUUGAUAGCAGCUGCUUUUGUUAGGAGGAAUGUGGUGGAAACUAAGGGAAGGUCACUUCAAGAAAUUGAGAUCUCUUUGCUACCAACACAGUAAAGGCUUGCUGAUGCAGCUCAUGUUGAAGGGGGUGGAUCUUCUGAGAUUUUGGAUUUCACUGGCAAGAUUAAAUGUAUGUCCUCCUUCAAAAGAUAUUAUAUUGUAAUGUUAGUAUGCAUUGACAUAAUAGCCCUUUUUGUAUAUUUUAUUGUAUUUGUACUCUAGUGAAUAUCCACAUCAUCGAUAGCCUUACGCAAUUUAAGGAAUUAUUUCCAAUAUCGUGGGGGUCGACCCUCCCUUCAAUAAAUCAUGGUCGAAUAGUCAA